This is a messenger RNA of Sclerotinia sclerotiorum 1980 UF-70, 156 nucleotides long. RefSeq lists its product with no specific name. The coding region runs from base 1 to 156 and encodes 51 amino acids. The transcript has a single exon. Lineage: Eukaryota; Fungi; Ascomycota; Leotiomycetes; Helotiales; Sclerotiniaceae. The record is from RefSeq and is a predicted model, not a curated record.
AUGGUUGACUUGAACCCGUUCCCAGCUGUUCCGUACACUCCUCGUCCACCCACACAGCCAGCUAUUGUACUGGACCAAAAGACGCCGGUUAAGAAUGGUGCGGGUGUUGCCGCUCAUGCUCAACGUACAUCAAAAAAUAGUCAGCUUCCUGCGUAG